Molecule: messenger RNA, 17315 nt
Organism: Patiria miniata (bat star)
Lineage: Eukaryota; Metazoa; Echinodermata; Asteroidea; Valvatida; Asterinidae
Product: protocadherin Fat 1-like
Exons: 32
Coding region: 191-14125 (4644 amino acids)
Biological process (GO): homophilic cell-cell adhesion
Cellular component (GO): plasma membrane
Molecular function (GO): calcium ion binding
Source: RefSeq, a predicted model, not a curated record
CGUUUGCAUGUGUACGGAAUUUAUCAUCGGUCUGUGUUCGCUCAGUUCAUGAACCAAGGCGAAUCGACUGAGAUCCGUUCUAAAAUUUUGGAUUAUUAACUGCGUUCUUGGACAAUACAUAUGAGGAGAAAUAACCCCAAAUGAUGCCGGAUAUCUUCAGGUAGUGAGUCCAUUUGGUGGUGUAUUAACCAUGGCUGUGAGGGUGAAGCCGAGUUGUUGGGCAGUCACAUUACUCAUCACAGUGUUCACUGCUGCUCUGUGGACUGCCGCAGCGCAAGAGCCCGCUUACAACUUCCAGUUCACCGAGCCACUGUACAAUGCCAGCAUCCCGGAGAAUGCCGAAGUCAGAACAUACAUCACAACGCAACCAAAGACAGGAAUAUAUGUUCCACUGGAUUCAGAUAUCAUUGGAGUCAAGUACACAAUACUGGACGAGGACAGACUCUUCCGAGCCACUGACGAGAGGGUGGGGGACUUUGUGUUCCUCAGGAUCCGCACCAUUCCCUGUAAAAGCAAAGACGAGACAUGCUCCAGUGUCAUCAACAGAGAGCAGAAGGCAGAGUACCGACUACGCGUCAAGGCAGUGGGUCGCAUCCGUGGCCAGUCACCGGUCACUACCAUGACCAACGUGGUGGUCAAAGUCACUGAUGCAAAUGACCAGCGGCCGUUGUUUUCCCAGCAGAGCUACUCGGUUGCCGUUCCAGAGGACACACCUGUGGAAACCAGCAUCAUCACGGUGGAAGCAACGGACGCAGACUCGGGCACCAAUGGGGAGGUGUAUUACAGCUUCAAGAGGCGGACUGACCAGUUUGCCAUCCAUCCGACCAGCGGGGUGGUCACCCUGACUAGAGCCCUGGAUUAUCGGGAGACCCGUCAGUAUAGCCUGGUCAUCAUUGCCAAGGACAGAGGGAUGAUGCCGUACAACAUGGCCCCUCCCUUUGAGGCUACCCUGCGAGUCCAAGUGGCAGAAGUCAACAAGCAUGCCCCAGUCAUGAGUGUUCAAAUGCAGACACAGCUGUCGCGCAAUAGCGAUAUCGGCACUAUCUUUGCCAGCAUCAUGGUCACGGAUGAAGAUGAUGGCAGCAACGGUGAAGUGACUGAUGUCCGCAUCGUUGAUGGUGAUCCUGAGGAGUACUUCCAUAUUGAGUAUGAGGGUGGAGUAUUUCACAUUAAGACCCAGUUUGUCUUCAAGGCUGCCUCCCCUGCCGACUUCAACCUCACAGUGGUGGCCUCAGACCGGGGAAGCCCACCCCAGACAACGACAGAGAUCAUUCCAGUUAAGAUUUCAGGAUCCUACCAACACGCAAUGAUUUUCCGAAGUCAAAUUAUGAACAUCUCUGUCUCUGAGCUGGUUCCAAUCAACACGCCGCUUAUCUCUGUGGCUCCCGAAGACCAGGAUCCAAGCCUGGCUAUCACCUAUUCUCUGGCAGAAAGCAAGUCUCAGGUUUUCUCCAUCAAUGAGCGCACUGGGUAUAUCAGUCUGCGGCAAGAGCUGGAUCGUGAGACAAAAUCAGUCUACAACAUCACCGUUAAUGGCGUCAUUGAAGAGAGCAAAGCUGUCGCCUAUGUUGUUGUGUACGUGCUAGAUGCAAAUGACAAUAGCCCCGUCUUUGACCAGCAGUCUUACAGUUUUGAAAUCAAAGAAAAUUUUCCCGUCCACACCCCAGUUGUACAAGUCACUGCACGAGAUGCCGACCUUGGGGAAAAUGGUUUCAUAUCGUACAGCCUGGCUAACACAAACCCUAUUCCAUUUACCAUCGAUCACAUGACGGGAUUUAUCAACACAAGCAAGGUGCUGGACUAUGAAACAAUGAGGCGAGAGUACAAUCUUCGGGUUAGGGCAUCGGAUUGGGGAUCUCCAUUCCGCCGAGAGUCUGAAGUCCUAGUGGCCAUCCGUCUACAGAACAUCAACGACAAUCGCCCGCAGUUUGAAAAGAUAGACUGUGUUGGAACCAUCUCUCGCACCCUGACUGCUGGGGAAAAUAUUGCACUUAUCUCAGCAAUUGACUUUGAUGGAGAUGAGCGAGAGUUGCGCAUUGUCUCGGGAAACACAAGGGACCUCUUUGCUCUGCACCCAACCUCUGGUAACUUGACACUGAGAAGACAAAUUGAGGACACAGAUGGGCUGUUUUACAGCUUGCGCAUCAUGGCUAAUGACAGUGAGACCUCUGCAAGCUACAUGUACACCAACAUCAGCAUCAAUAACAAUCGCAACAUCAACCCAGGUGCACACGUCAGAGACUCCAAAGUCAGGUGCAAAUCCACCACAGCUCUGAGAGAUUUCCGAGACCUUCUCCAUCAGAAGACUGAGGAUGAAAAAUUCUCUGAGAAUGUCCCUGGUGUCGAUUUUGUUGAACUGUACAACACAAACCACCACACGCCCCAGUUUGAUGAAGACUUCCCCUCAAUCAUCUCCGUGAGGGAAGAUGCAGCAGUUGGCAGUGAUGUUGUCCAUGUGAAGGCAUCUGACAGUGAUCCUGGCUUCAACGGGAAACUCAUCUAUGCCAUCUCUGACGGAAAUGAUGACUCUCGCUUCCAAAUGGAUUUUGAGACAGGCAUCCUUCGGGUCCUGAGACCUCUUGACCGAGAACAGGAUGCCAGCUACGCUCUGACCAUCAAAGUGUCGGACCUGGGACAGUCCAGGAACACAGAAAAACGGCACAUCACCAUCAACGUCGAAGAUGUCAAUGACAAUGCCCCCGUGUUUGAUCAGACACAGUACGACAUUGAGCUCUCUGAGGACACAGAAACUGGUGUUGUCUUUCUCGCGGUUCAUGCCAGCGACCGGGAUAUCGGCAGGAACAGGGACAUCCGUUACAGCAUUGUCAGUGACUCUCCACAGUUUGCCAUCAACAGUGGCACUGGCGAGCUACGUGUCACCCAGUCCCUUGACCGCGAAACCACUCCUGUCCACAACAUCAAGGUCCAGGCCAAUGACAUGGCAGCCAAUAACCCACUGUCCAGCACAACGAUGGUCACUGUGACUGUCCUGGACAUCAACGACAACCCACCCCGCUGCAUGCGGGACAUCUUCAAUGUCCGGAUGCGAGAGGACCUUCCAAUCGGCACAGUCCUCAUGACCAUCCAGGCACUGGAUCCAGACGCCGGCCCUAAUGGACAAGUCACCUUUGGCAUCGCGGAUGAUGACACAAGCACAUUUGCCAUUGAUGAGCAGUACGGCACUUUGCGCCUGAUCUCAGAACUAGACUUUGAAUCCAUCCAGAUCUACGACAUCUUGGUUAAUCUCCAAGAUCAAGGCUCCCCAGCGAACACAUCCCAGUGCCACGUCUUUGUCCAGGUUGUGGACGUCAACGAGAACAGGCACGCACCGGCCUUCAAUAGCUUCUAUGCUGAAGGGACUGUACUGGAGAAUGCCACCAUUGGGACGGAGGUGAUGACGGUGACCACCACAGAUAUGGAUACCGGCAUGGAUGGAGUUGUAACCUACUCCAUCAAAGACGGAAGUGGACUGGGAUGGUUCACCAUUGACAAUGGAGGCACAAUCCGCACUGCUGAGCUCCUAGACCGUGAGAGCAUCCCGUAUUUCUGGCUGACCGUCUACGCCCAGGACCACGGUGCCAUGCCUCUCCACUCCAUCCUCGAAGUCUUCAUCCGCGUGGGAGACGUCAACGACAACUCCCCCAUCCCGACUAAGGCGAUCUUCGAGGCGUACAUCCCGGAGAACUCGCCGGCACUGGAGGAGGUGAUCCGCGUGGAGGCGACGGAUCCGGACGAGACCUCCAAUCAGGCCCUGACCUAUGAGAUCACCGCAGGGAACGCCUACCGUCACUUUGCCAUCAACAGCUUCACAGGUGUGAUCACAACCACAGACAAUGCAUUGGACCGAGAAGAUGAGGAAUAUCACACCUUAGAGGUUACAAUCAAUGACAAUGGAAGUCCCUCCCAGAGCGCUGUAACUCACGUGGUCGUCCACAUUCUUGACGAGAACGACAACGCGCCCAAGUUCAACGAGGGCGUCUUUGUCAGCAUCAACGUACCUGGCCAGGAUCGUAGCGAGGAGCGUCGUAUCAUCUACGGUGCUGUGGCCUCAGAUAAAGACAUUGGCGAGAACGCAGACCUGAGCUACUACAUUCGAGAGGGUAACAACGCCGGGAAGUUCGAUAUCGAUCCCACUACCGGUGUCGUAUCGACCACCAAGUUGCUGGCGGAGGGAGACCAGUACAAUCUAGUGCUGGAGGUACUCGACAACGGCCGUCCCACCCAGCAGUGGGGUAAAUUCAGACUGGUCAUUUUCAUCACGGCACCCGUGACAGAGUCUCUCAGCCCUCCCGUCAUAGUGGACGCCAUGGACGGCACCGUGUCGGAGAAGGAUCCCUUUGGCACAUUUGUCACCAGUAUUUUUGCGUAUGAUCCCGACGAUGAUGAGCUGUGGUACAGCAUCAAAGCCGGCGACGACAACAACGAUUUCUUCAUGCAGCCGUCGAGCAGCGUCAUCCUCAUAGCGUCCAAACUGGACGCCGAAAGGCAGUCAACUUAUGAUCUGACCAUCGGCGUCUCUGAUGGGUUCCACGAAGUCACUCAGACUAUUCGUGUGAUGGUCAUGAACUUCAACGACAACCCGCCACUCCUGGAGAAACUGGAAUACUCCGUGGAUAUUUACGAGAACACGACCAUCGGCACAGAGAUCCUGCGCAUCCGUGCCACGGACCGGGACCACUCUGACCGCCUGACCUACUCCCUGAAAGGUGCGGCGGACCAAGCCAGCAUGUCCAUCUUCAGAGUCCACUCCAAGACCGGGGCGCUGACCACCACAGCUCCCUUGGACCACGAGACCCGACGGCGCCACGUACUGACCGUCCAAGUCAAAGACCACAACCUGGUCACUCACCGCAACUACACCCGGGUGCUGGUCAAUAUCUUGGACUCCAAUGACCACGCCCCUGAGUUUGGGGCGUCGGCCUACGAGGGGCGUGUCUUUGAGACGGCGGCGGUUGGUACCCAGAUUACUCAGGUGCAUGCAUAUGACAAGGACCAGGGAACCAAUGCGGAGGUCACAUAUUCCAUUGUCUCAGUCGACAGGCAAGACAGACCGCAAGGCAAUAUCGGUGAAGUCUUCAAUAUUGAUCCAAUUCUGGGCAUCAUCACCGUCGGAAAGGAGCUGGACCGCAAGGAAAAAGCCAUCUAUGACCUGAUCCUCAAGGCCACGGACCGGGGUACCCCCUCCCUCAGCAGUCUCACUACCAUCACCAUAUCCGUCACCCUGUCUAACAAUGCCCCGCCCAAGUUCACUCAGGAUGAGUACAUGGUAGAGCUGAUGGAGAAUCGCCUUCCUAACGAGUUUGUGGUGGAAGUCGUCGCCAUUAGUCGCUCCUCGGUCUACUACCGCAUCCUGGCUGGCAACCACGCCCGGAGGUUCGACGUGAACGCCAACACAGGUGUCAUCACCACAGAGGUCUCGUUGGACUUCGAGGAGCAGAUGUACUAUAACUUGACGAUGGAGGCUACCAACAUGGUCGGCCUGAGCUGCACCACUCAAGUACUGAUCCACGUGCAGGAUGUUAACGACAACCCGCCGUACUUCACUGCUACCAUCUACAAGGGCAGCAUCACCGAGUCUGCACCCUUAUCCAGCGUGGUCCUGGACGCAGCCAACCAGCCUCUAGUCAUCGCUGCCCUGGAUGCUGACUCGGAUCACAACGCUCAGCUAGUCUACGAGAUUGUCGAGCCGGACGCCCAGAAAUACUUCAUGAUUGACCCCAGCACCGGCGCCAUCCGUACCCGUAUGAUGCUAGACCACGAAGACAUCCCUCAGUUUGACUUUACCGUUCAGGUUAGGGAUUCUGGAGAUCCAGAGCUCUGGGCAGCCAGUCCUGCCCACGUCACCAUCAACAUCAUAGACAUCAACGACUCCCCGCCGGAGUUCACCCAAGAUGUCUUUGAAGCCAGUCUCCUUCUUCCAACCUUCAGAGGUGUGAAGGUCCUGACACUCCAAGCCGUGGACUUAGACACAGUCAGCAUCUCCCAGCUUGAAUACUCGAUCGUUACUGGCAAUCACGGAAAAGAAUUCAAUGUGGACACUACCACCGGAGUCCUUACAGUAGCUGAUGGCUCAAAUAUCCACGGAACCUAUGAGCUAGGUGUGCGUGUGACGGACGGAUUGUACUACGGCCAUGCAGAGGUUUCCAUCAGAGCCAAGCCCCGCACUUCUUCAGAGCUGCGCUUCGCCUCCGACGACAUUUACGCCGUCAUCCAGGAGAACGACACCACGGUGCGAGACCUGGCCUUCCUGAACGUCCUGGGUAACGGGCUGAAUGAGCCUCUGACCUACUCCAUCCUCAACCCCAACGGCAUGUUUGAGAUCCGACCUACCUCCGGGGUGCUGAGGAAUACUGGCAUGGCAUUUGAUCGGGAGAAACAGGACCAGUACAACAUUGUGGUUGAGGUGCAAGAUAUGCGCAGUCCUCCGCGCAUGGCCCACGUGAUCGUACACGUGGAGAUUCUGGACGUCAACGAUAACGUUCCGGUCUUCGUGCACCACCUGUUCAACGCCAUCGUCCAAGUGGAUGCCAACAUUGGUGAAGUCGUCAGACAGGUCACAGCGGUGGACAGGGACAAAGGUCUGAAUGGUGAGGUCAAGUACACUUUGGUUGAAGGUGGUGAGGGUCACUUUGACAUUGACAGCACCACGGGUACCAUCGUGGUGAGAAGACCCCUCAGGACCAACUCCCAGAACAAGAACUUCACUCUCAAGAUCAAGGCCAGCGACAAAGGAAAACCCCGUCACAGUGCUGUCGUGGACGUCCCCAUCACCGUCCAGAACAAAGCCAUGCCUGUCUUCCAGGAGCAGUACUACCAAGCCUCGAUCCCUGAGAACAUCCAGCUGCACUCGGCUGUCAUUCAGAUCCAAGCCAUCAGCCCUCAUGGUAGGGACGUCCUGUACAGCAUCAGCGGAGGCGACGAGUUCAAACAGUUUGACAUCAACCCCAACACAGGUGUGGUCAACGUGAUUGGACCCAUUGACUACGAGAGCCAACAGGCCUACCGACUCACCAUCCAAGCCAGCGACACCCUGACUGGGGCCUUCGCCUCCGUCAUGCUAGACAUCACAGUCCUAGACAUCAACGACAUUGCUCCCAGCUUCCAACAGAAGGUGUACCAGACCACGCUGUCUGAGGCUGUAUCCGUGGGCUCCACGGUGGCGCGUGUCCGAGCCACGGAUAUUGACUCUCCGGCAAACAGUCGUAUCGAGUACCGGAUCGUCACGGAAGGGGAGGUGGCAAGCUUCUUCCAUCUGGAUCCCGACAGCGGCCUGAUCCUGACUUCCCAGGUCCUGGAUUAUGAGCGCUACCCGCGACACGAUUUCAUCGUCGUGGCUACCGACUCGGGCGUACCCAUGCUGAGCAGCGAGGCGCGCAUCACCGUAGAGGUCCUAGACAUGAAUGAUAACCCACCAGCUUUCUCCCACCAACGUUACGAGUGCACGGUCAGCGAGCUGGCAGGCAGGGGCGAGUUUGUGACCGCAGUCACUGCAACCGAUCCUGACAUAUCCGACACCGGGAAACUGACGUAUUCCAUCGUGUCUGGAAACGAUAAGAUGGCAUUUGCUAUCGACAGUAAAACAGGCGUCAUCAGUCUGUCCAACACCCAUGAGCCAAGCCUCGCCUCCCACUACACCCUCAACGUCUCCGUCUCCGAUCGCGUCUUCACCAGCUCGGCCCAGGUCCAUGUCAGCCUGGCCCCGCUCAACCGCCACGCUCCCGAGUUCAGCCUGGCCGAGUACAACAUUGAGUACCCCGAGAACGAGACGGCUGGGGGCGUGGUCUUCCAAGUGGUGGCCAGCGACGCGGACGAGGGACCCAACGGCCAGGUGACCUACGCCAUCAUUGGCCACGAGGCUAGGAUGAGAUUCGAGAUUGACAGCCAGUCAGGUGAGAUUCGAACCCGGGUCAGCUUGGACCAGGAGGACCCCAAGGAGCGUACCAUCACCAUCCCCAUCAUGGCUUCGGACCCAGGCGGCAAGACCAGCUACACUAAGGUCAAUGUCAUCCUGACUGACAAGAACGACAACCGGCCGCAGUUCGAGAGGCAGCUGUAUGAGGCUUUCAUUCCAGCUGGCUUGGAGAUCGGUGCCGAGAUAAUCAGGGUUUCAGCCAAUGAUGCUGAUCUGGGCAGCAACAGCCAACUGACGUACUACUUCGACAACGGUACGUCGGACGGCAUCAUUGACCAGUUUGAGAUCAACACGCAGACUGGACUCCUGUCGGUCCGGCAGUCACUCCAGGGCAAAGAGGGAUUCCAUUUUCAAUUCUUCAUGAAAGCGACCGACAGUGGUACCGUGCCACUCAUUGGCCGCGUCCCAGUCAGCAUUUACAUCCUUGGUCCCCAUGACGAGACGCCCGUCUUCGAAGGUCAGGAUCAGAUGCUGAACUUUGAGCUCUCUGAAGACCACGCCUUGGGAGAUACCAUCGCCACUUUGACAGCCCAGAGCAAUCGCAGCCUGACCUACAGUCUUGUCCCAGGGACUGACCCGCGCACCAACCUCCCGGCUAAGUUCAGCAUCGGCCAGGAUGACGGGGUGCUAACGGUGACCAGCCAGUUGGACUAUGACACCUGUAAGUGGUACAAGCUCAUUGUCAAGGCUGAGAUACAAGACAUCCCUAAACUGGCGGCCUUCAUGGAAGUCACUGUCUCGGUCCAAGACAUCAACGACAACCCACCCAUCUUUGACGACUCGUCCUACGAGAUCCGCGUACCAGAGAACAUUCCCGUGGACUCCGAAAUCCUCCAGGUCCGCGCAACAGAUGUUGACUCGGCCAUCUUUGGACAGAUCAGGUACAAUCUGGCGCCCUCAGAGGAGGACGAAGACUUGGAAGCCCUGGACAUGUUUGAAGUUGACCCCGAAACCGGCGUCCUCAAGACCAAAGCUGUCCUUGAUCGGGAGAUGUUCACCAGCUUCACCGUGAUCGUGGUGGCUACCGACGGCGAUACGGGCGACGCCCAGAACACAGCAGAAACCACCGUCCACAUCAUCCUGAUGGACUUCAACGACUCCCCACCCCACUUCACCCACUCUUCCUACUCCGGCCGGGUGCUUGAGUCGGAGCCCGUGGGAACAGUGGUCACGGCGGUAUUUGCCACAGACGCAGACCUUGGUUCCAACUCGGACCUGGUGUACUACAUCACUGAGGGGGAUCCGUUUGGUCACUUUGCCAUCGAGAGCAACUCAGGACAGAUCUUUGUGUCCAGGGAGCUUGAUCGCGAGUUGAAGGAGACGUACAACCUGAACGUGACGGUGACUGACGGAGCCUUCAUGGAUGCUGCGAUGGUCACUAUCACUGUCCUGGAUGUCAACGACAACGUGCCUUUCUGUGCACAGACUGUCUACUCAGACGACGUGACUGAGAGCCUACCUCCGGGCACCGACAUCCUCCAAGUAUCUGCGUCAGACGCUGAUGCUGGGGACAACGCCGUCAUCACUUACACCCUGAGCGGUGAUGAUGCCGCACUCUUUGCCAUCGAUUCUUCCUCUGGUCAAAUCAGCUCAGCUGGCCAGCUGGACUAUGAGACUCAGUCCCUCUACCACUUUGAGGCCCUGGCGUCAGACGGCAGUUUCUCCUGCGCCUCUCAGAUCUUUGUGGGUCUCCUGGACGAGAACGACAACCCACCUGUCUUCUCAUCCAGUGUGUACAACGAGAGCGUCAGCGAGAACACUACGCUGAACACGCUGCUGACAAGGGUCCAAGCUGUCGAUCCUGAUACAGGUGUCAAUCGUCAGUUUACCUUCUCCAUCGAUGAUGCCGACGUUCAGAGCUUCACCAUUGACCGUGCCUCGGGCAUCAUCACUUUGCGCCAGAUCCUGGACCGAGAGAACCGUAGCAUCUACAACCUGACCCUACAGGCCACGGAUACCAACAACCCUUCCCUGGUAUCCUACGCCCUGCUGGUCAUCAACGUCCUCGAUGAGAACGACAAUGAGCCGCAGUUUGAGCACGACUUGUACAACGCCACCCUGUCCGAGGACGUCGCCAUCGGUACGACAGUCGUGACGGUAGAGGCGUUGACCAAAGACGUCGGUCUGAAUGCCUUGAUCACGUAUCAGAUCAUCAGUGGAAAUGAACACGGCAAGUUUGAAGUGGAUAUGUACACAGGUCAAGUCUUGGUAGCCGACACGCUGGACUUUGAGAUGUCCAGCAGUUACUACUUGACCAUCAAGGCUACGGACAGCGGGCUGCGUCCGCUAUCCGACACCACCAUGGUCAGUGUCUACAUCACAGACGCCAACGACAACGUGCCACAGUUCAGUCAGGUCAUCUACUACAGCGAGAUUAACGAAGCGGCCAGGGUGGAAGAUAGCAUAGUGCAGGUUUUGGCCACUGAUGCAGACAGCGGUGCGUACGGUGAGGUGACGUACUCCAUCCUGCGUGGGGAUCUCUUCUCUCAGUUCACCAUCGACGAGAGGAACGGCCUGAUCAGUGUGGCUGCGGAGCUGGAUAGGGAACAGACUUCCUCGUAUUCCCUGAUCAUCCGUGCCAGAGAUGGAGGAGACCCAGCCCAGUUUGAUGACGUCUCCGUUCAAGUCUCAGUCGGAGAUAUCAACGACAACCCACCGAGGUUCCAGCGCUCUAACUACACCUUCUAUAAGAGGGAGGACUUGCCUGUCAACAGUAAGCUGUUUCAGUUGAAUGUGACAGAUCCUGACUCUCCAGUCAACGGCCCGCCGUUCACCUUCACCAUCAUCAGGGGCAAUGAGGACAACGACUUCAACAUUGAUGCCGACGGAGUCCUGAUCAACCGCUUCCCUUUCAACCGGGAGAUGAAGGACGAUUACCAGCUGACUGUCCAGGUGACGGACAAUGGCAAACCGCCCUUGUCUUCCGUCGCCCAUGUCAGGUUGGAGAUCAUCGAGCCUACCAAUCCGCCGAUUGUCAAGUCGCCGGUCAAGAUCACCAUCAACUCCUACGAGGAUGACUUCCCAGGCGGAGUCAUCGGAUGGGUAGAUGCCGUGGACGCGGACCCAGAUGAUGUCCUACGGUUCGAGCUUGCCAACAACAUGGGUAACGCCUUCCGGGUGGAUCCGGAGACCGGUAGCAUUCUGGCCCAGCCCGACUUGGAUGAAGGCUUCUAUCAGCUCAAUAUCAGCGUCAGUGAUGGUCAGUUUAUGUCCUACUGUGACGUCCAGGUGACUGUGGAUCCUGUGACAACGGAGAUGUUGAACAAUGGGGUGACUAUCCGCUUCCAGGACCUUACCCCUGAGAAGUUCCUCUACUUGCACUUUAGUGUCUUCAAGCACAUCAUCAGUAACAUCUUGAAAUCAGCUGACUCGGAUGAUGUCCAAAUCAUCAGCAUCCAGCAAUCCGAGCUGGCAGCUGUAAACACGGAGGUCCUGUUUGCAGUCCAGAAGUCGGACCGUCGAGGAGUAACCUACUUCAAGCCCAAGUCCCUGGAGCGACAGAUCAACGGAAGCGUGUCCAGCUUCCAGCAGCGUAUGGGUGUCACGGUCCAAGCCAUUGUGGCUGAUGUCUGUCUGGACAAGGUCUGCGACAAACAGCGACGCUGCGAGUCACACGUGACCUUUGACCAAGCCAGAGUGACCACCAUAGACGAUGGGGAAAACAGUGGCUUUGUGUCGGCCAGGCACAGCAGAGAACCUAUCUGUGUCUGCAAAGAGCGUGUCGAGGGCUGUAGCGACCUACCCACUGCCGAGCCCCCUCGCCCCCAGACACCCACCACUGACCCAUGCUCCAGCGACCCCUGUCCAGACUACAUGUCCUGCCAGGGUAACGGUGACUCCUACACCUGUGUCUGUGCCGACAACAGCCUGAGCUGCGGCGGAGGGGAUCCCAGCCUGCGUCCCAUGAGCUUCACUGGUAGCAGCUACAUGCGCUAUGACUUACUGGAUGUGUCUAGUCUGUCAGUCAGGGUAGCCGUAGCCAUUCACACCGUGGAAUCUAAUGGUGUCAUCAUGCAUGGGGAAGGAGAUGAUUACAGCACGCUGGAGAUUGUGGAUGGCUAUGUUCAGUAUACAUUCGACUGCGGAAGCGGCCCAGCAAAUAUUCCUCUGACAAGAAAACGCGUGGAUGAUGGCAAUUGGCAUGAGGUAUCCAUCAGCCACCACGGAAACGUUGCAACGGUUACCCUGGACCGGUCAGUCUCGGCAACUGGGAGUGCGGCCGGUGACAAGCGUGCCCUCAACCUCAACAAGAUGGUCUUUGGUGCAAGGGUGACCGACCAGGUCCGUGCUCGAAGGGAAACGGUCUCGGAUGGGUUUGUCGGGUGCAUGGGCGACAUGAAUGUCGACGGGCUGAGACUGGAGCGGACCGGGGACGGCAUCACGCCCAGCGGUAUCGGCGAGUGCCCAGCCAAGGUCCUGAAAGCCUGCGCUGGCAAUCCGUGCGAGCACGAAGGUACUUGCAUCGAUUAUGGUUACAGCUUUGUCUGUGACUGCCGCCCAGGUUGGAACGGCAACAGAUGCCAGUAUCCCUUCACGCCUUGCAACCCAGACCCCUGUGCGAACGGCGGGACUUGUUACAGUACCGGCAAUGACUUCCAGUGCGACUGCAAGGAGCCUUACGCGGGACGCAACUGCAAUGAGGUGCUCUGCCCUGUCGAGGUUUGCCUCAACGGCGGCUUCUGUAAGCUCGGUAGCAUGACUUGCAACUGCACAGGCACCGGUUACGGCGACACCUACUGCCAGAUGGAGCUGACUCACUGCAGUCAGAACCCCUGCCGAUACGGUGAACACUGUGAGCAGCUGUCGGAGUCCUACAAAUGCUGCAGUCCAUCCUCACCAGAUGAAGUCUGUCGCAAUCUUAACCUGGAUGCUGUCCCCAAUAUCACAGCUGGUCCCUUCGCCAUCGGCAUGGUAGAGAUUAUCGGUAUCGUUGUAGCAGCCGUUAUCGCCAUCUUCCUGGUCCUGUUCUUCGCUCUCUUCAUGCGUCGACGUCGCAAGAGGCGCCAGUCGCACCACAUCCGUGCAAACGCUAACAGUUAUGUCAUGGAUACCUUCAAGCGAGACAGCAAAGGAUCAGACUAUGGGUACCCUCCGGCAAGCCCGCCUAGCCCCACACCACCCCCUCUGCCAAACCGGCCCGCGUCAUACACCCCAAGCAACCACAACUCACUCAAUAAUUUGGAGGCAGACAGGUACGGCUAUGAUGAUUCCCAAGCCUACCACGGCCAGCCCAUCAGCCAGCAGCCAUCCCUGCCUCCCCUGCCUUCCAACUCGGCUUCUGACAGUGACUCCAUUGCCAAGCCUGCCUGGGAGUUUGAUGCGCCCAGCGCCCACGAGAGCUACGUCGAUGGGCGUGACAGCACCACCAACGCCCCCAUCACUGCCAAUCGUCCCCUUCAGCACUCCCACCCCUGCAUCCUGCCCCCAGCCAGGGACGGUCACAUGCCGCUGGAACCCCCAGCCUACGAUGAGUUCAGCCACGCUGAGGUGACGUCCAUGAGCUCCAUCAAUACAGAGAACGACGAUGACGCAUUACCAGAUGUGUCCGGAGAUAUAUUUAGGCAAAAAGCAUACCAGUGGGACUGCAGUGAUUGGUUGCCAGCCGGCGAACCCCUCAGCAACAUCCCCGAAGUGCAAUACGAGACGCCCGAGUCGCCCACCAACACCAAUCUCUCCGACGAGGACAUCGAGGAUGAGUUCGUCGGAGAGGAUACCGACUACCCAGCCGAGAACGAAGACAUGCCCUAUCCCCGGGGGGCGAUGAGUGACUUCCAGCAGCAGCUGGCUAGCUACCCACCGGUGGACGACACCCCCUACGUGGGGCUCAGCUCCCACUACCGACAGCAUCCCAACCAGUACUUGCCCAAGCAUGCCGUCAGCAACUCUACCUUGCCUCCACCGGACCCAGAGGAAGACAUAUCAGACGGUUUGCCCUACCCGCAGCGUGGACAGUUCCCUGCGUCGGCCGCCUCCACCGGCGACUUGAACUUUGACCUUGAGGGCGCCAUCGCCAACAUGGACAACAUGUCCAUGUCGGUGUACACGGACACCAACGCAUCGUGUUCUGACGUCUCAGGGAUGUGUGAUCCGGACAGCGAGAUGGGGCUAAGCGAAUACGACAGCGUGGACGACACGGAGGAUAGUGAGGAGGACGACUUUCCUGACGACAGAGAGCUGAACGCACAGCUCAAGAACCUAACCACUGACGUCUGAUCCCCUACAACCCCCUCAGUUCAAUUCCAUGGAGCUGAUAGUGAUAUCAAUACACAGAAAUUUGCUAAGCAGAGAAACUAUAUGCUAAGCAAAUUCAGCUUACCAUCCAAAUGACUUGCAAUGUGAAUUGUUAACGACUGGUACCCAUCUGUGUUAUGCUCAGCAAGGCAUUUUGCUUAGUAUUUUCUGCCCACAGGCUCCAUGAAAUUGAACCGUCCCUUAAACAGUAAUCAGUGAUUCCAUUGCUUACGACAUACAGUACAAGUAGAGCCCGGCCAAGCCUCCUAGAUGUUCUAAGCUGUAUAUAUUGAGUGAUAUAUCGUAUUUCGUGGCUUGAUGUAUCUCAUAAGAGACAUAUUUUCAUUGUAAAAGAAAUAAGCUCAGCGGAUCUCGGCUAUAGACAGCUGGGAAAAAAGGAUUGUUGUGUAACAUCAACAGGAUUGUAAAUAUUCAAAUAUGAAAUAAUGGUGCAGCAGAGUUUUCAGGUUCAUUGCCAAUGAAGAUAUAUAUCAUGAAUGUUCUCAAAUUCAAAAACGUUUCCAUCAUUUGGACGAUGAGUUCAGCAUUUUGUAUCGUAACCCACCAUGAUCAACUGUCUUUCAAGGAGAUCGUGGUUGUCGAAGAAACUGCCAGAAUUGACCAAUCAAAUCCCUCCAUAUCUGUGAAAAUAUUUGUAAAAAUAACAUUUAUUUCACAAUUUCUUCGGUAAAAGAAGCAUUUAAUGUACUUCUUUAUCUGCACGUUUGGGUUUUUAAUUAUUUGUAAAAAUGAAAUUAAAGCUCUAACUUUGAUGCUUUUUACUGUUACUUGCAAAAUUACCACCAUUGUUCAGAUAUACAAACUAUCAUGCACUGUAAACAACCAAAGUACUAUUUGAGUACAUUUUACCAUAUUUUUAAGCCUUUUUUGGUUCUUCAAAAUGUACGAUCAUUGUGCUCAGUACUUACAUAACAGCACUUAAUUUUUUUUUUACGAGAUGUUCAAAGGUCAAUUACUGUCUGUUUUCUUCAAUUCUUAUUAAGGUAUUUCUUUCAAAAUAGGAGAUCAUUGGUCCCACUCUCAGGUUAACGAACUUUGCAGUACUAAAAAUUCUUUCCAACAAUGAAUGUUUUUACACCCUGGGCUUCCCUCUUUAAUAUGCAAUUCAUCCCCUUCCGAAAUUUGAUACUGCAAAAUGUUAUGAAUAUUUUUGCUGAAUUUCCCCUAGAAAACUCAAAAGUGGUGAGACAUCAAUAAAACUGUUAUAGUACUGCUAUUUGAAUAUCAGUACCGAGUAUGCAUUAUGCAAAUAUUAGACAAGCUUAAUGUCUGACUUUAUCAUUUCUGAAAAAUAGUUGCCACGGCUUGAAUUUUGUUUGUAAAUCCUUGUUAACUUUUUUAAUAUUGUCCAAAAAUGCAAAUGAGUAAAGUAGCAAUAUUGUGAAUUUACCACACUUUUUCCAAUAAUUAUUAAUUCUUGCAACAAAAUAACCAAUUGAACUUGCACUGAAUACAUUGCGAGCACCGAAUGCACAAGAUGUAUAUAUGUAACGUUGCUCUGAUAUGCAGAAAUACUAAUAGGCCUAAUGUAGACUUUGUACUAGUCACUUUAUGUCUUGUUUGUUACAGCUGUACGUGACAUUUUUAUUCAUCAUGUGUACAUAUCAUUGCAUGUAUAUGCUUAUAAUUUAUGCAUGUAUAUGCUCAUAAAUUAUGCAUAACCAUAAUGAAUAAUGCAUAUAAUCAUUACAAGAUAAUUGUGGAUCGUGGUGUUGUUUUAGAUAAAGUCUACUUGAAAGAUUCUUGAAAGAAUACGCAGUUAAAAAGCUACAAAUUCUUUGAGUGACUUCCUACUUUCAUUUAGGUAAGAAAUGUUUGUUAUGCAAAUAUUUUCCUCCUGCCUUAUGAAUAUUCAGUGGUGCAUAAGAAUAUAUUAAUAUUAAGCUUUCUGCACACGCAAGUCUUUGUCUUCUCAAUCGUGAAUAUGCCUUGAUUCUCAACCCUUGUUUUAUUAAAAGCUUGUGUCUUCAUUUUACAAAAGUACUCUAGUUCUUCCAUUUUCUUUUUUUGGAAUGCUUUCCCAGGCUCAGGACAUACGAAGUUACCUUUUUAUUCUCUGUAGCACUCAAUAGUUUGUUUUGAAAUUAAUGCAAAAAUAUCUGUUCCUAAUGAGUUUGUCAAGAAUUGAGAAACUCUAGUCACACGCACUGAAAAUUUAAAUAAAAAGCCCCCCCCCCCUCCCACCACAAGCUCUGUUUGACACCCAUUGGGCAAAUCCUUCAUAUAUUUCCCAUGGAUAUUGUAUACAUUUUUUUUUUAUAUCUCUUCCUUGCUCCAUGCUUUAAUGGAGUGCCCUCCCAUAUUCCAAAUGCACCAGCCAUCAAAACUGCAAGUUUAUUUAUUGAAAAGUGGGAAAAGUUGAAUUUGAUUAUUUAAGUUCAUUUUAUUCCUUUUUAUAAACCAGUGGACACAAGUUUUGAACCAGUUUUUUCUGUUUUUGUUGUGAAGAAUGGCAAUAAUUUUGGGGAGAACUAAAUGUUGAUUUAAUAGUUGAAGUGUGUUCUAACCCUGUUUACAUAAAUGUAGUUAUUUUUAAGUGUCUUUCUUGAUUUUUUUUUAUUAUUGUGUUUUGUAUAUCCAAAUAUUUUAGGAAUGUUUUAAAGAUCAGGACAACUCCACUGAUUAGAAUAAUACUUGUGCACUUUGAAGUUAUAUUUAUUGUUAUCGCUUAAACUGUAUUUAUCUCCGUUCAGAUUUGUUUAACAAGUUGAUUGGACAGGAGCACAAUUGUCAUUGUUUCCUUAGUGUUUCAUGUGGCGUUCCCUUGGAAACUAGUGGGUUUUUAUUAGUAGAUGAUAGUGUUAAGUUGUUAAACAGAAUUGGACAGUUAAAGUCUUAGCAAUUCCCCAAAGUUGUUCCUUGAAAGAAAUUUCCUACGAGUUUUGGUGCUUUAUAAUUUUUUUUUUAUUAUCUUAUAAUUUGAAAUAUUACUGUUUGCUUCUUUUUAAGUGUUAUGUUGUUCAAGAAAAAAAAACGUUGUUGUAAGGAACAAAGCUUUUAAUCCGAGUAAAAAAAAAAUCAAGUACACAAUUUGUAAAUUGUAAAAUAUAAAAAAUGAGGAAAAAGUACUGAUUGUGUUUAAAUUAGCCAAAAACUGUAAGUACAUUAAACUGAUGAAAGAAAAGAAUAAAAAGAAUUCUUGAGAUUAAAA